Molecule: messenger RNA, 3147 nt
Organism: Drosophila novamexicana
Lineage: Eukaryota; Metazoa; Arthropoda; Insecta; Diptera; Drosophilidae
Gene: S1P
Product: membrane-bound transcription factor site-1 protease
Exons: 6
Coding region: 36-3128 (1030 amino acids)
Biological process (GO): proteolysis
Cellular component (GO): Golgi apparatus
Molecular function (GO): serine-type endopeptidase activity
Source: RefSeq, a predicted model, not a curated record
AUGUUUACUUAUGGCUUAGCAUUUGUUUUUAAUAAAUGAGUGCAUUAACAUUUGUGUUUGUUAUUAAUGCAGUCUUCGCCCUUUUUGUAGCUGAGUGUGCCUUAGAAAAGGCAAGCUCCUCGUCUUCCAAUGAAAUAAGAUUUCAGGCGAAGACCGUUCCUAAUGAGUUUAUUGUUACCUAUUAUUCAAAAUACUAUACGAGCGUGCGGAUAUCGUUCAUCCAGAGAAGGCUGUCGAAGGGAAAUGCAUUGAAGUGGUCAAUUGUACCACGUCACAAUUUAGCUGCGCAAUAUCCAAGCGACUUCGACAUCUUACAUAUCUCGGAUUCCAAUGGCACUUCAAUUAAAGAAACUCUCAGCAAUGUGAAGGCUCAUCCUGCUGUUAAAGCAGUAUUUCCUCAACAAUAUGUCCAAAGAUGGCUCUCAUCCAACAAUACUGAUAGUUCCAAUUAUAAUACUCGCCAUCUCCGAGGAGUUCCUCGGGAGAAGCGCGUGAGGGCCGGAAAUGCGCAGCACGUUUCGGCGUCUUUGCACGCGGACGUGCUUUGGAAGCUGGGGAUUACCGGAAAGGGUGUUCGGGUUGCUAUUUUUGACACCGGUUUGACCCAGAAUCACCCGCACUUUAGAAAUGUCAAAGAGCGAACAAAUUGGACAAAUGAGAAAUCAUUGGACGACGGCGUUAGUCACGGUACUUUCGUGGCAGGUGUGAUAGCUUCCUCAAAAGAAUGCCUCGGAUUGGCGCCUGAUGCUGAAUUGCACAUAUAUAAAGUUUUUACAAACUCGCAGGUAUCUUAUACUUCCUGGUUCCUAGAUGCUUUCAAUUAUGCCAUUUACCAAAAAGUGAAUAUUAUCAAUUUAAGUAUUGGCGGCCCGGAUUUUAUGGAUUUGCCGUUCGUCGAUAAGGUUUUAGAGCUAUCAGCAAAUAAUAUAAUAAUGGUAUCGGCAGCAGGCAACGAUGGUCCCAUUUACGGAACUCUUAAUAAUCCGGGUGACCAAAGUGAUGUAAUCGGCGUAGGUAGCAUCAAUUUCGAUGAUAAAAUUGCCAGAUUUAGCUCUAGAGGAAUGACAACCUGGGAACUACCAUUAGGCUAUGGAAGAAUAGGAUUGGACAUUGUCACGUAUGGUAGCCAGGUUGAGGGCAGUGACGUCCGCAUGGGCUGCAGACGGCUAUCAGGAACCUCCGUCUCAUCACCAGUUGUUGCAGGAGUAGCAGCUUUACUUAGAAGCGGGGCUUCGCAUAAAAUAGAUUUAGUUAAUCCGUCAUCCUUGAAACAAGUUCUUGUCGAAGGAGCUGAAAGGCUGCCAAAUUAUAACAUAUUCGAGCAGGGACAAGGAAAGCUUAAUUUGUUGAAAAGUAUGCAGCUGCUAUUAUCGUACAGGCCCAAAAUAAGUUUAAUUCCGUCUUCGCUUGACUUUACAUCGAACUACAUGUGGCCGUAUAGUAGUCAACCCUUAUUUUAUGGCAGCACGGCCGCAAUUGUUAAUGUUACAAUUCUUAAUGGGAUAUCUGUGACUGGAAAAGUUCUUGGCCAACCAAAAUGGAUACCAGAUCCAGACAAUUUUGGGCGCUUCCUCAACAUUUCAACAUCAUUUUCAAGUACAAUUUGGCCAUGGACCGGUUGGAUGUCACUCUACAUUGUUGUUAAUAAGGAAGCACAGAACUAUGAAGGCAUUGCCAAAGGACGUUUAAUAUUAUUGAUAGAAUGUGUGCCAAUUGGUACAAAUAAAUCUCAGCAAAGUGAAGUAGAUUUACCUCUCACAAUAAAAAUAACACCAAAGCCGCCGCGACAUAAAAGAAUUUUAUGGGACCAAUUUCAUAGCUUAAGAUAUCCGCCAGGUUAUAUACCAAGAGACAAUUUGAAGAUUAAAACUGAUCCACUCGAUUGGAGGGCAGACCACAUUCAUACCAAUUUUCGAGACACGUAUAUACAUUUAAGGAACUCUGGAUAUUAUAUUGAUGUCUUAAGGGAACCAUAUACCUGCUUCAACCCACUUGAGUAUGGGGUGUUGUUAAUCGUAGAUCCCGAAGAAGAGUUUUUUGACGAUGAGAUUUCAAGUCUUGAACAUUAUGUUUACGAAAAUGGCUUAAGUGUAAUUAUAUUUGCGGAUUGGUAUAAUACAACAGUCAUGCGACACAUUAAGUUUUUCGAUGAGAAUAGCAGACAAUGGUGGAUACCUGAUACUGGUGGGGCGAAUAUCCCGGCCUUAAACGAUCUUUUGAAACCGUUUAAUAUAUCGUUGGGCGACUUUGUUGGAGAGGGACACUUUAAAUUAGGAGACCAUUCAAUGUAUUACGCAAGUGGGACAACCUUUCUGACAUUUCCAAAUAAUCAGGACGAUGUGGUUAUUGGGACAAACUUAAACGAUCAAGGGGAAUCGGUUAUCACAAAUGGAAAAUCACAAAAUUUGGACGUGAAACAAUUUGUACCCAUAAUGGGAUUAUUUCAAACUAAUCUCAAAUCCCGACAACCUGAAAAUAUUAAAUAUCAAAGGAACUCUCCAGUGGUUGACGAUAACCCCAAACUUUCUGAUAUAUCGUUUGACCAUGCAAUAUUAAAGAAUCGAAUUUUAUUGAAUGAGAAAAGUGAGAGGUUCGCAGAAGGUCGCAUUGCUGUCUAUGGGGACUCAAAUUGCUUAGAUUCUUCCCAUAUGGAAAAAGCAUGUUUCUGGCUUUUGACAACUAUUUUAGAUUUUGCAAUGAACUCCCACAAAUCAAUGUUAUUAGAGAAUUUAAAUCGAAUUUCGGAAUUUAAACAAAUGAAGAGCAAGCCAUUACCCAUGCGGAUAUCAAGUAGCAAUUUAAAAAAGUUUUCAAAAGUGAUAAGAUAUAUAAAAAACCCAAACUCACGGUGCGAGAAACUAGAAUGGAUAGUUGGAACAACAUUAAAUAUUAGCAAAAGGAUAGAACCUAAUCUUGAUUCUACCGAAGAAAAUCAAAAAAAUAAUAUUAUUAUUAAUAUAAAUACUGAGCUUGCCAAAAUAACUCUAGACAAUGAUAUGCGUUCUGCUGACCAAAUCGACUUUAAUAUAAAUAUAUCCGUUUUAUUUAUGAUAACACUCAGUGCAACUGUUCUCAUAGUUUUCAUACUAUUUUUAAAAGGAAAAAUUGCAUUUCAUUCGUUUAAAUAAAAUAAAAUACUACGACAUA